GGCAUGAAUCCAAUUAAUCCUGAAAAAAUCUUCCUUCCGCAGCAUACUCCCUUUCUUCUCGCCGUCCUCCGGCGGCCGCGCUCCCUCACGCGCCACCACCGCAGUGCUUGCACCACCGCAAGCAGCCUGGUCAUCGCGGGACUCAUGAGAUGCGGCAGUUCUGCCGCACCGGCGCGGCAGAGAGGAGAGGCGGCGCAGGGCAGGGUAUUGACUGAAUCUGCUGCUGCCGUCUCCGAUUCGCCGUCACUGCAGGGCGCGAGAGCUUGCAGCACCUGUAUAACUUAAAGGCUCUUUCUUCCAGAAUUCUAGAGCUUGAUUCGUGAACACAGAGGAGGGAUUAGAUUACCGCUGUUACUGUUAGAUCUUGGGACGCUGCAGUCAGUCAAAUGUCCAAUAAGCGCCGGGGACAUGACCAAGAUGCCACCGGCGGCGGCGACAAGAGGCCGCAGCGUCGCAAGCACCUGUACCUCGUGCUGGAUGAUUGGGACAAGGGGUUCAGCAUCCACAAGAUUGACACUGACAGCUUCGACUCCGACGACCAGCGCAACAAUGCUGCCGGGCACCUCCCUGAGCCACCUGUCCUGCGGUUACAGUCGCCUAUUGGCCCUGUGCCCCAAACCGGCAUAUCAUUCUCCGCUCUGGGCACCAAGAUCUUCACCUUCAUGAACCAACGCUGCGGCCUCAUCUAUGACACCGAGACGGCCGUCCUGGCGAUCGGAGCCCAUGCCCCUGCUCAGAUGGUCUGUGGCUUUGGCAUCACCGUGGCCGUCGGCGAGAUGCUCUAUGCGUUGUCCUAUCGCUUCUCUGACAAGCAGCACUCCUUCGAGGUGAUGUCAUGGGAUGCGACGCAACAUCCAAUGGAGGGCUGGUCCUGGAAGACUCUGCCACCACCGCCACUGACGUUCCACGGCCGCGUUAACUCCUACGCGCUGCACCCGGACGAACGCUCCAUCUUCAUGACCACGGCUAACAAAGGUCGCAUGGGCACCUACUCGUUCGACACCAAGGAUUCUGCGUGGAUGUGGCAUGGGGAAUGGGCCUUGCCGUUCCUCGGCCAAGCUCACUUCGACGGUGAGCUCGACGCUUGGGUUGGCCUUCACCGGGAUGGCUACAUCUGUGCUUGCCGAGUCGCCUCCCCUAGCUGCCAUCCGACAUUGCAGCUGGAUUGCCAGACAACCAAGGAGAGGUUGUUCGGCAAGGGCCCGGAGAGGCACAUGAGAGCCACUCUUGCCUAUGUGGGCUCAAGCAAGUUCUGCCUCGUCCAGUGCGUGGCACGGGAGGGAGUGGAGGGACAAGCUCUGGGAGACCACGGCGGCUGUGUGAUCCAUCUCACCAUGUUUGGACUCAAGUACAAUCACAAGGGAGAGCUGCAGAUUACAGAUCACAGGUCGACGAGCUCCUUCCAAGUGUCUAGGCACAAAAAUCACUUCUGUCCUGUGGCAUUCUGGAUAUAGAAUCUGUUUUGGCUUAUUCCAAAAUGCUCCGCCGGCCACCUGAAUAAUUCCUGUCUGUCACUGGUUCCUGUCGUGCUUUUCUUUAUCCUGCUAGAAAAGUGGAAUUAAUAAAAAAAAGCUUUGUUACCUUGGAAGUUGUGUGUUACUUGACCCAUGAGUUUUUUUUUCCUCAUAUGCAAGUUAUUGAUGUGUGUUCCAAUUGUACUUGAUCUAUUGCUGAAAUAUGUAUUACGUAGGAAGGUGCAUAUAUAUAUAUAUGGUCCUGUGUUUCAACAACUGAGAUGUGAUUCUCUUGCUCUUAGCAAAGCAAGCUAAAUUUAGCAUUUGGACCUCACUACCUCAGAUCUUUAGAUCUGCACAAAACUAAGUUCUGCCAUUAUGUAAAAGAGCUAGUAAUGAGGAGCAUGGAACCUUUUUGCAUUUGGGGAUCAGCAGCAUGGAACCUCUAGUGUUCUAUUAUAUUUGAAGAUGUAGAUUGGUGCAACAGUUCUACCAUUCAUCAGUUUUUAGUUCUGUUCAUGCAAUGCCCUUAUCUCUCUGUUAUUGUAGUUAAUCUGCCAACUCCUGCUAGUUGGAGAAAUGUGGUAACACCCUGGAAAAAUAAGAUUAUGGGGCUAACUGCUGUAGCAAUUAAACUCCUGCAAUCUUAAUUUAAGCCUAUUGCUCUGCAUUUGGGGAAAGGAAUCUCUUGCCAUUUUUAAUAACAGGGUCAUUAGCCAGUUACUGAAGAACUCAUUUCUGUCAUUGUUUUGAGAUAAGAUGCUCGAGUGCAGCAGGAUAACCAAAGUGUCUAGAGGAUUCUCAGGUUGUGUACCACCAAACUAUCCAUCAAGAGUUGUUAACCAUAACCAUACAUUGGAAUUGGCCGCUAUAAUGAACAAACCAGUGCCUGGGCCUGCUGAGAGUUGGCACAUUCGGUCCAAAGACCUAGGUAUGUUUGAUGCACAUUUAUAUAGAGUUUUUCCAGUUUAGGCCUGACAAUUGGCUGGGUUGGAAUUGGUAAGGCUACAAUAUCGCUGAUAGGUUUGGGUGAGUGUUCAGUUCCAAAAAAAGGUUUGGGUGACUCAUCAAGUAUGGUCUGACCACUAAAUUUACCAUCAUAUAUAGCAUAACAAAAGAUCGCAAAGCAAUGAUUUGUAUCAUAAUUAAUUGUUACCAAAUAUAUCAUGGAGUCUGAAUUUGUACAUUUCAAUAAAUGAUUAUUGGCUGUAUGUUUGUGUAGCAUAGUAUUUAGAAACUUGUCAACAGUGUUUUUAAGGCGUCCUUAAGGCGUCGCUUAGGCGACAAGGCGGUGGUGGCUCGCCUCGACUAAGGUGUCGCCUUAGUCCGCCUUAUCCCGCCUAGGCGUCACCUAGGCGAUAAGGCGGUGGUGGCUCGCCUCGUCUCGCCUUAACGCUUUAAAAACCAUGCUUGUCAACAUUUAUUCAGGACAUGAUGACAGACAUAAAGCUACUUGGCCAUGCGAAGUUCUUUUACUACCAUGUUACGCUCUUUUUCUUUCAUCUGUGUUGUCUUUGGUCUUGCAGGCUCUGGAAGUUAUCAAGAGGCUCAUAGAGCUCUUCCCAUAAGACGCAAUUUAAUUUGGAGGCCUGAUGGAGAAGGUUACUGAAUGGAAUACUGCUGUCAUUUCAAAGCAUGAUUCUGUGAUUGCAGAAGGUAGCUCAUCUGUGGAGCAACAUGACAAUCUGAAGUGCCACAAACAGCGCCAGUGAAGGAGUCUAAUGCUAUUGCUCAGAUAAGUGAGACAAUGCAGAAACAGAGCAUUUCUUGUGGAGGACAACUUAUACAGAGAGCACUGCAAGAGGGAUGCGGCACAAGCUGUACAAGAACGGGCCUGCUACCUUGCAGCCAAGAGGAGUGCAUGGUGGAGAUGGAACUGGCCGACUCCAAGAAGGACCUUAAAGACUACGAUUUCUGAUUAGGGCUAAGUAAUGGGAAAGGGCGCAGGACAUGAAGGUGCUGCUGCGGUCCUUUUUUGACCUUCUUCUUUUCCCCCCUGAGGACAGAUAUGGUCGAGUGCGGGUACUGUAUAGUGGAGCAGGUAACCAAGUUUUACGAGAUGGUAGCCAAGUUGUUGGAAUGGAUGUGAUGGCUUAGUUGGAUAGUUUAGGUGCAAUAGAGUUUGUCAGUUUGGGAUAUUGAACCUGGCUGCAUGGAAGGCUUUUGUAUGUAAAGCCGAAUAAACUUGUGGUUGCAGCAAGCGUUUGGGAACUUGAAAACUUUGCUUGGUACGUUGGAAAAAGUUGAUAUGACUUGUGGAGACC
Molecule: messenger RNA, 3718 nt
Organism: Panicum virgatum (switchgrass)
Lineage: Eukaryota; Viridiplantae; Streptophyta; Magnoliopsida; Poales; Poaceae
Exons: 4
Coding region: 387-1454 (355 amino acids)
Source: RefSeq, a predicted model, not a curated record